Molecule: messenger RNA, 1535 nt
Organism: Gekko japonicus
Lineage: Eukaryota; Metazoa; Chordata; Lepidosauria; Squamata; Gekkonidae
Gene: IBSP
Product: integrin binding sialoprotein
Exons: 7
Coding region: 65-1048 (327 amino acids)
Biological process (GO): extracellular matrix organization; cell adhesion; ossification
Cellular component (GO): extracellular region
Source: RefSeq, a predicted model, not a curated record
CUCAGUCCCCUGACUCCUUGGAGAUCAGCCUGUACGCUUCAGGACAGCAAAACGACACCAAAACAUGAGGACAGCACUGCUCUUCCUCUGCCUUUUGGGAAUCGCUUGUGCCUUCUCGGUAAAAAACUUCCGAAGAAGAUUUAAAGCAGAGGAUUCAGAAGAAAAUGCAGUAUUCAAGAACAGAUUUAGGUAUUUCCUUUACAGAUAUCCCUAUCACUACCCACCUAUGAAAAGAUAUCAGUUUAACAGUGACUCAUCAGAAGAAGGCUACGGUGGUGAGAGUUCAGAGGAGGGGGAGGAAGAAGAAGGGGGUCAGUCCAAUGAAGAAAACGAAGGUGGCACUGAGAAUGAAACUGAAGCAGCUGCUACAGAGGCGCCCCCUGGAAAAGGGACUGUUAUUAAAGGACAUGCCAAACCUCCUAAGCAGGUGCCAGCGAGAAAAGAUCCUGUCGUGAUACCAGGGAAAGGAGGUGGCAUUAAAAAGGGUGAAAAAGACAAAGCGCCUGAACAAGGAGGGAAGAAGGAAGGCUCUGAAAAUGAGGAAGACAGUGAUGAAAAUGAAGAAGAAGAAAACGAAGAAGAAGAGAACGAGGAAGAGGAAAAAGCGGAAGAGAAUGAACAAAGUGUCAAUGGUACUUCUACCAACAGCACUGCAGAAGAGAAUGGAAACGGAGGCAAUGGAGAGGAGGAAGAGGAAGGUAAUGAAGAGGAAGCAAAGGAAGCAACCACCGUGAUUCCUACCACUGUGGCCACUACUGUUAUCUCCACGACAGAUUAUCAGGAGCAGUAUGAAACUACCACUGAAGAUCAGGGGCAAUAUGUGACCCCGGAAGAUCCGUGGCAGUAUGACACCACCACUGAAGACCCAUAUGCUUAUGACACCACCACCGCUGGUUCCGAAAAUGGCUAUGAGACACAAACAGAUUACUACGGGAACGAGCAUGGGGAGCCCCGUGGGGACACGUUCAGAACAUACGAAGACGAGUACAGCUACUAUAAAGGGCAUGGAUACGAUGUUUAUGGCCAAGACUACUAUUACAACCAGUGAAGCGACAAAGCCAUUGGCUUGGCAUGAUUAGUGAUCAUGGCUUAUAUCUUCAGCACUCUACCCAGCAAAGUCUGAAGCCUUCCGCCUGCCUAAGGAGCGUUCCACCAACGGAAGUGGCUCUUCCACCCGUUAGCGGAAGGCUCCUUAGUCUGUCGGAAGGCUUCAGGCUUUGCCAAGCAGAGUGGGAGGAUACAAGACCCCUGUUUCUCAUGACAGUUGUUCGGAAAUGUCUACUCAGGAAGGAGCAUUGCAAUAUCACGCGAUGCCUGUUAGAAAGAUAGGAGAUGAAUACGCUGCAUUAUUGCUCAGUAUGAAAGUGUGUUCUUUUGUCUGUUGUUUAAGUGUGCACUUUCGACCAGUAUUCACGUAUUCGUUGUGAACUUUUUCUAGGAUGUGUAGAAUUUUUUUUUAAAAUCAUUGUGUGAAGGAUUAUUGUGGGUUAAAUGGAAGUAUUAUCAAACUGAAGGUUGUUGUAUUUUGUAUAUGC